UAAUGUGUCCAUUCCUUGGAAAUGGAAUUUAGUCUAACUACGGCCCUGCCCCUUUCCGGCUUUCCAGGACGGGAGCAUCGUACCCGUCCGUGCCGCUUCGUCCCGGUAGGCACGUAGGCAGUUACUCGUCAGUCACCGAUCCGAGAUAUUUCACGUUCGGUUUACGAUAGCUCCAUUUCCAUAGGUUGUCUAUGGCCAUUCCGACCGACGUGGAUGUAAUCAAGGUUGGUCGAAAUGUUUCCGCAGAUGGAGAAAGCACUGGACGACGUGAAACUUAUACGGUGCGUUAAAAACAGACCUGCACUCUACGACCCAUCACACGUCAAGUACAUGGACUUGUACUAUAAAAAUGGUCUGUGGAACGAAAUCUCAGAGGAACUGAAGGUUGACAGUAUCGCGUGCAAAACGAGAUGGGGAAACAUACGGGACAACUUCAGGAAAUCCCUCAAAAAAACACUGUCAAAAAGAACCAUGGGCGGUAAAUUAGUGAAGCAUUACAAAUACUCCGAUCAGUUACAAUUUCUGAGGAAAAUGUUCGACGGUGAUGAACUCGGAGACGGUCUUGGGGAAAGGCAUAUCCUACCGGGUGUGGAGGUGAAAAUAGAAGAUGACAGUUUAACGCGGGUGGAUUUCCAAGAGCCGUUUUCGGAUGAUGAGUCCCAAUGUUCUUCUCCUGUACAGACGGCGCAGAAGAGGAAGACAACCAACCUUGACUACUGUGAUCAAACGCAUUCGUCAGCCAACUCGUCUCCGCAACAUUUCAACCUGCUAAAAUUCGACCAAAGGCCGGGACAGAGUGAGAGCCAAAGCGCGAACUUUUCGCCCCAUCCUGUUGACGCUUUCCUAGCCGGCUUAGUGCCAACACUGAAGACCUUUUCCCCGCUUAAUUGGCACCUUGCGAAAUCGGAAAUAUUCGCAGUGGUGCAGAAAUAUGAACUGAAGACUAUUAUGGGCGAAGGAAAUGAGCAAUCAUCCCUAACUUGAUAAUUUUUUUGAAUAUUCGUUUCAGAAACCUUUCAGCAAGGAAUGAAAAUAUGUAUAUAAUGAAGCAGAAAGAACAUUUGUUUGAAAAAUAAAAUA
Messenger RNA from Coccinella septempunctata (seven-spotted ladybird), 1080 nucleotides. RefSeq lists its product as uncharacterized. The record is from RefSeq and is a predicted model, not a curated record. NCBI's taxonomy places the organism in Eukaryota, Metazoa, Arthropoda, Insecta, Coleoptera, Coccinellidae. Bases 235 to 984 code for a protein of 249 amino acids. Gene Ontology annotation, biological process: regulation of transcription by RNA polymerase II. The transcript has 2 exons. Gene Ontology annotation, cellular component: nucleus; transcription regulator complex.